Messenger RNA from Glarea lozoyensis ATCC 20868, 2748 nucleotides. RefSeq lists its product as uncharacterized. The transcript has 3 exons. Bases 1 to 2748 code for a protein of 915 amino acids. The record is from RefSeq and is a predicted model, not a curated record. Lineage: Eukaryota; Fungi; Ascomycota; Leotiomycetes; Helotiales; Helotiaceae.
AUGGACGCCUCAACAAUAACCGCCAUUGCCGCCCUCAUCGUCGCCAUAAUCGCCUUCCUCGUCGCCUGCGCUCAAGCAACGCAGCAAUAUUUCAUCACCGGCCAGAAUAUCCGGCUCUGUGACAGUGUUGUUUUCGCUGAUAUGCCCGGUCAGGGCCGGCGGAUUUGGGAGACGCGACAGUGGCGGUUUAGGGUCGUAUAUCAAAUUCCUGUUAUCUCGUUGCCUAGUUCGUUUUGGCCAAGGACGUCGAGCGUGAGGUUUGCGGAGAGGAGGUGGGGGUUGCCUGAUUUGAGUGGGAGGGGGGUGGCCGGUGAGUUCGGAGGGAUUGGAGAUGCGAAUGGCUUUGAGGUUGUUGGCGGGGCUAAGAUGGGUGGAGGAGGGGUGGAAAUCAGACAGCCGUUUAUUGCGGAGAGUGAGGAGGAAUUUUCUGGUGAUGAUGAAGGACCGAAAUCGAAAGCGGUUGGACCGAGGACUGGUGAAGCUGCUUGGGUAUCAGCCAUCCAUUAUUCGUGUUGGCAGGACGUUCGUUAUGAUCUCGUCGAGAGAGAUGUAGAUCGAUGUCCAUCUGAUCUCCCUUCUGUUCCCAUGCCGCUUUCCAUGAGAGAUGUGGUUGUAAUGGCACUUGCCACUGGGAUGAAUUGCACCGACGCUUCCUUUGCUGGAAGAACAAUUUCUAUGCAAGGCGCCGCUGGAAUCUUGACCACCUCUCAGCACCCAGUUCUUGGUCCCCUCAUUCACUUCACCCCAGGCGAUACCCGCCUGUUACAUGGCAUUGUCAGUUCCGGUAUAAUCCCACUUCAUUGGCUGUACAGGACCUGGGACGCUUGUCCUGUUUCCAAUCGCCAUUUCACCUUGUCGCAGAGACGACAUGUAGAAAAGACUGCGGGUAUUUGGAUUCAUAGAAUCCGCUCCUCUACGGCAACCACGAGGAAUUCUUUGGCUGCGCAAACGCCUGGUACGAAGAAGGAGAAUCGUAAUAAAAGUGGGGAGAGAAAAAAGAUUGUGGUAGAUGAUAAGUUGGACGAUCCUCCGUCGGCAGGAAUAUUCAUUCAACCUCCAUUGUCGCAACGGGGCGGUUUUCACGAUGGUCGGUGGUCUUUAAGAGUGCAUGAUCCUCGCAGUCAAAUGACAAUUAUUUCUCCGCCCGCAUCGAAACGUCCAACCCGCUCGCGAGCCAGAAAGUCCCGUCGUGAAAGUAGUCACGGGGCUACUGGAUUUUACGAGAACGUUCUUCCAGAGCCGAAACUUCCUGAAGAAGAUCCCCGGCCACAACCAACUAAAAAGCCAUACCAGGCAACGGUAGAAGAUAUGGACCCAGAUGAGUCUGAACCGCAACAGCAAGAUUCGUCCUCAAAACACAAAAGUAGAAGUCAUAAUAUGACUGUUACUAGUUCACACGGGGGGAUACACAGCCGUAUAAAACCAAUCGGGAAAAUGGCUGACCCCCAAGAAACCUUGCGUCGAGAGAUAGUUCAAAAACAAAUGGAACGUAACGCCAAAGCCGCUAAGGUUGCAGAUGAUGAGGUUAUGGUCGACGAGAUUAAUCAAUCAGGAAGAACAACAAAGGCUGAAUCAGAAAGACUGCUGCUUGAGUGGGGAGUUAAACAGACAAAGCCACUCACGGAAGAGGAGCUCAAAGCUAUUGAAAGAGAGAAGGAAAGACAAAAGCAACGAAAAGCCAGAGAACAGCGCGAUGAAGAACGUCAGAAGAGAAAUGAAGAGAACUAUAACGUAGAUUAUGCCUACGGCCGAGUGAACUGGUUCUGGCUAUCGCAAACAGACAUCGUUCCCGGAUACUGGGCUACGCCAUGGCGAAAUUUCCAAGCACUUACCCCGGAUGUGUGUUCAGGAGCUGAAAUCAUCAUCCUCAACGCGCUUAGCGGAUUCACGGAUAGCAAUAGCUUGCGUUAUGUCGACCACUGGAAAGGUCUCGACGAGCCAGCUAUGAACUGGGUGCUACACGGCCGUCCUACAUUCCCUGGCUACGCACUCAACGCUCGCGGAGGAGUCGUCUGUAGUGGCGAUUACCCAGCCGUCAAGGUCGAUGUCUUCAAAGACAUGAUUCCAGCACUCGAACUCUAUAAAUCGUACGACUACCAAAUCCGUCGGGAUCGCCGCAUGACAACUCGUUCCUGCCAGAAAGAACUCCUCGAGCUCAUGCGUCUUGACGCUUGGCUCUCCCUCUGCGGCAGGACAGACGAAAUCCAACAUGGGCGAAAUGAUCUGAUCAAGCAAACGCCCGCCAUGGUGCAGCUCGUGCUCGGGGAGUUUGAGUACGAUUUUAUGCAGUUGGAUCGCAGUGAUCAUGAGGGUGGCAUGCAGGUUAAUCAGGCGCUGGCGGCUAAUGUGAUGGAUUUCUUGCUGGAUGAGGAGUUGUCGGGCGCGGAACAGUUGUAUGUGCUUGUGGCGCUUUUGAGGACGGUUAAGGUUGGGUUGGGGGUUGUGGAGGGCCCCGAUACGGGGUUGUUGGAGGGGAUUUUGAGGGAGGAUAUUCAGAAACUUGUUGAAGCCGUUCAAUUCUCUACUGUAAAUAGUACCCUUCCACUUCAAGAGGACCAGAGUCAAAUGUUGACUACUGUCAAUAAUGAAGCUAAGGUUCGGCGGCCAACCGAAUCUUUAACUCUAGGAAAGGGAGUGAGGAGGUUCAUGAGCUAUGAAGAGCUCGAGGAGGUGCAAGCGAAACGUGUGAAAAAGGAGCGCACGGACUUAAUGCAAGGCGAAAGAAAAGCGAUCGAGAAUGGAAGGUAG